Messenger RNA from Tremella mesenterica DSM 1558, 1560 nucleotides. RefSeq lists its product as uncharacterized. The record is from RefSeq and is a predicted model, not a curated record. Lineage: Eukaryota; Fungi; Basidiomycota; Tremellomycetes; Tremellales; Tremellaceae. The transcript is spliced from 11 exons. Gene Ontology annotation, biological process: polyphosphate catabolic process. Gene Ontology annotation, cellular component: membrane; fungal-type vacuole. The annotation marks the transcript as partial. Gene Ontology annotation, molecular function: exopolyphosphatase activity; endopolyphosphatase activity.
CUCAAAGGUCGUUUUCUACACGUGACCGAUAUUCACCCUGACCCUCACUAUAAUCCCGGAUCCAAAGUCAGCGAUGGAUGUCACAAGAAGCAAAAGCACAAGGGCAAGAGCACAAAAGAACAAUUAGCAGGAGAUUGGGGAACUCCCGUCACGGAAUGUGAUUCACCAAUGUCACUCGUGAAGAUGACCUUUGAAUGGUUGAAGAAGGAAUGGGCGGAUGAAGUUGAUUUUGUGGUUUGGACUGGGGAUAAUGCCAGACAUGAUAUAGAUCGUGAUAUCCCACGAAGACCCGAUGAGAUCUACGAGCUUAAUCGUCUCAUGGUCGACCUCAUGAGAGAUGCUUUUCCUCCUCAUGUACAUAUCGUACCUAGUAUAGGUAACAAUGAUAUCUAUCCUCAUAAUGUGCUAGCUGCUGGACCUAGUUCGAUAAGUUCGGAGUAUGGCAGGUAUGUCCUUUACCCUUCAAACUUGCUGCUGACAGAACAUAGGAUAUGGAAACCCUUCAUUCCCUCCGACUAUCGUCAUGUCUUCGAACGUGGUAUGUACUUCAGUGCAGAGGUUAUUCCAGACCAACUUGCUGUCAUAUCUCUCAACACGUUAUUCUGGUACGACUCAAACACUCCUUACAGCACAGUUGUUGACGGGUGCGUGGAUCGAAGCUCCGACCCAGGUGCUUUGGAAAUGGACUGGUUGGAGGUACAACUGGAAGAACUCCGAGAUAGGGAGAUGCAAGUUUGGUUGACCGGACACGUUCCACCUCAUGCGGGAAACUAUUUUGAAACUUGUUACCUUCGAUAUGGAGAUCUGGCAUUACGAUAUCAAGAUACUAUCGUCGGACAUCUCUUUGGACACAUGAAUGUCGAUCAUUUCUUCUUUUUAGACGUUAUAGAGCUUGAAGACGGUGCGUUUGGAACCUUUGGCAGGUCCGCCAACAAUGGUCUGAGAGAUGAAUUGAAGAAAGAUUUUGGGGAAAUGCCUGGUCCUCAAGCUAUCAAGUUGAAGGACUAUGUCGUGGUCAACGUAGGCGCCAGCGUCAUUCCCACUUAUCUCCCAGGAGUUAGAGUGUACAGUUACAACAUAUCCGGUCUCGAUGACGAAAUCACAAUUGCCAAGAAGCGAAAACACGGUCAUCGUCAUGAUAAACCCAAAGACGACUGUUCACUUCCUGAACAUCAAGAUAAGCCUCAUUGUACAUUCAAACAUAAACCGAGAUAUUACAACAAGACCUCUCCAUCACGUUCGAAUCGUCCUCUUACCCCUCUUGGCUAUACUCAAUUUUAUCUGCCUGACAUGGAUCAGAAUAAGAAUCAUCAACCGGAAUGGAAAAUCGAGUAUACGACACAUAGAGUGGAACAUCUCAUCCCAUCAAAUACCAGUAUGAAUUUGCAGCUGCAACCUCCACCUAUCCCAUUACAUCUCUUACCGGAAAGUUUUGAGAAAGCAUUGAAGAAGAUCACACCGUGGAAAAUGAAAGAUCUGACAAUUGGGAGUUAUGUCAAGCUGGCCAGGAAAUUAAUAGCGGAUAAGAAGAUGUGGAAGCAGUUUCAGAAUUUCAUGUGA